Molecule: messenger RNA, 1218 nt
Organism: Ascoidea rubescens DSM 1968
Lineage: Eukaryota; Fungi; Ascomycota; Saccharomycetes; Ascoideales; Ascoideaceae
Gene: PDE1
Product: 3',5'-cyclic-nucleotide phosphodiesterase PDE1
Exons: 1
Biological process (GO): cAMP catabolic process; cGMP catabolic process; negative regulation of glucose mediated signaling pathway
Molecular function (GO): 3',5'-cyclic-GMP phosphodiesterase activity; 3',5'-cyclic-AMP phosphodiesterase activity
Source: RefSeq, a predicted model, not a curated record
AUAAAAUUCGACAUAUCCGUCCUAGGUUCAAGUGGUGGUCCUCUAGAAAUUAAUUGCUGCUCAUAUCUUAUCAAAACAUCAAACAUAUCAUACACCUCAAUCCUAAGUCAAAAUCUCAUUAACCAUUUCAUCUGUAUUGAUGCUGGUUCAGGCUAUGCUUCAUUUAACAAAAUGAUCUCAAAUGAAAACGAAUUUCUAUUCAAAAACACAUCCGUCAACACCAAUACCAAUACCAAUACCGAUACCAAUACUGAUACUAAUACAACCACCACUAACAAAAUAAUUGGAAAAAUUCAUAGCAAUAACCUUAUCUUAAACUCCUACAAUGAUUCUUUAAACUUUUUAGACUACACAAACUGCUCACUAUCCACUCUAAAUCUAAAUUGCACACAACUAAAGCUAAACCCUUCCCAAAUCACUUCAAAACUAUUUGAUCUAAUCGAAAGCUACUUCAUAACCCAUCCUCAUCUAGACCACAUUCUAGCUCUCAUCAUCAACUCUGCGGGCUUUAACCAAAACUCUUCAAACAACUACCUAUCAAAAAAGAUAUAUGGCUCAAACUUUACCAUAAAUGCCCUAAAAACACACAUCUUCAAUGGAAUAAUUUGGCCCGAUUUGUCCAAAUACGACAAACUACUCCAAUUUAUAGAAAUCAACGAUGAAAAAAACCUCAACAUCAAUUUAAACAGCAUCUUCAACAUAAAACCCUUUAGCCUAAAUCAUGGAGUAGUCAGUGACGGAUCUCUCAAUCACCAAAUCUACAAAAGUAACUGUUUCUUCAUCCAAAACAAUUUCAAUCUUAACUCAAUCCUAAUCUUUGGUGACUUUGAAGCAAACUCAAUCAAAAAUGGCAAAAUCUGGGACCACGCUUCGCUUCUAAUCUACAAAAAUCAAUUGUCUGGCAUCAUCAUUGAAUGCUCAACUGAAAACUUACCAGAUGGUGUGCCUUUAUAUGGCCAUAUGACCCCAAAUAACCUAUUCAACGAAUUCAUCUCUCUAAAUGAGAAAUUGCAAAAUCUACACAAAAAAAAUAACACAAAAAUUACUCACCAAAAUUCUUUAAAUGGCUUGAAUAUCCUCAUAACUCACGUAAAAGAAUCAUAUACUCAAUUCGAUCCAAGAAAAAAAAUCCUCAAUCAGCUAAAUAAUUUAAAUGAUAAAUACCAAUUCGGUUUGAAAUUUACUAUAAUAUUCCCCGGUGUCACUUAUUCCAUAUAA